UAUAAUAUGAUGGACUUUUAAUUUUUCUUAAAAACAUAAGCCCAUUACUUUUUUUUUUCUUAAUACUACUAUCUUUGUUUCCAAACAAAAUUAUUUUUUUUUAAAAGACUACAAUUUAUGUUUCCAAACACUCCAAAUUUUUUUAAUAGUCCUAUUCAAGUCUCCAAACACUCCAAUUUUGUACUUGAGUUUUAAUAAGAUAGAUAGAUGAUACAAAAUCAUGGAUCAACAUGGUUACUCGCUAGUGUUAAAAUGCUCUCUUUCGUUAAGACGAAACAAAAGCACGUUGUGGAUCGGACCGAAACAAACACGAGUUGACAUGUGGAGGAGGCAACACAAACUCUAUCCCCAUUUGCCUUGGACGGCGGAGGAGGAGCCGCAAGUGGAUCUAGCCGACACUAAAUGUUUAUGGAGAUGGCUAGAUCAUACGCACCUCUGCUCGCCGUGAUGUGUGUUUCGCUACUGCCACUUGCGGCAAUGGCGGCUGGAACGCCAUUUCAUAUAGAAGGAUGUGUUUACUGCGACACUUGCCGCUUUGGAUUUGAGACAAUCGCCACCAAAUAUAUCACCGGGGCAAAACUGAAAAUAGUGUGCAAAGACAGUGUGACAUUGAAAUCGGAGGUUGUCGGUGAGGCGGUGACAGGACGCCGAGGAAGAUACAGAGUUUCCGUCAAAGGAGACCGGCAGGACCAGCAAUGUCUAGCGGUGCUCGUCAAUAGUCCUAUCUCUAACUGCCAAUUCCCUGAUCCUGGUCGCAACACUGCCACCGUAAUCCUCACACGUUCUAACGGUGCCGCCUCUACUCGCCACUUCGCCAACGCCAUGGGCUUCUUCCGGGACGAACCACUCCGUGGUUGUGCCACUCUCCGCAAACAAUACCUCGCCGAAGGUGAUUAUCGAGCUAUUUGAGUCAUUUGACUCACCUUUAUGCUCAUGCAACAAAAACAAAAUGUUGUUUUUUUGUUUUUUUGCGUAACAUUCUAGUUGAGUCUCUAGACAUAUAUAAGAAAGUAUAUAAAAUAAAUAUGCAAUUUUAACUUUUCUGUUGUGAUGUUAAUGAAGAAGAGAAAUUUAUAAACAACUUCGUCCUUGCCUGAUGUUUGGCAUUAUUCAUACUUCAGUUGUGAUAGACUGAUCUCUAUUUCUAUGUUGGCCCUCUUUUCUCCUGCUUCUUCUAACAUCUUCCUUUUUUGUUUGUAUCUUUGGUUCGUGUUUAAUUCCUAUUUAACAUUUUUUUUCUUUCAGGUAAGCCAUUUAACAAGAAAAAACUGUCGGUAAAGAAGAAAAUUAUUUGUUGUACAUUUGUACAUCAUAUUUUUACUUACAAGAGAAUUAUAUAAUGUUACGAAGCUUUCGUAUGAGAGCUUACAGAAGACUCUUACUGUAGGUAAAAGUUAGUGAUAGAAGAUGUUUAUCAAAGUCAGUUCACUAGUAAAGAACAUGUGAUUGGGUAAAAUUUAUAGCAUUUCUAUCUUCCAUCAUUGUUUAAGGUUUCAGUUAACUAAGAAUUAUGAGAAGUGUUGACAAUAGAAAACAAUUAAGAAUUUAAGAUACUUUUUGUUGUUGAUGAAUUCUUCAAAUCAAACAUUGAUUAUUGCAUAUAGAGGAAAGGGUUAUAAUAGGCCCACUAAUCUAUUAAUAUAAUGGGUCUCAUAUUGGGCUUCUUUGAACUUCGUAAGCAGUGAGACCACGCGUCGCUAGCCCAAUCACGUUUCGUUAAAAAAAAUAGAGAUCGGAAAAAAAAAUCCAGACGGUUUCCCGCCUCAACUAAUGCUUUAUCAUCUUUCUCAAUUUUACAUAGUUUGAAUUAUUGAAAGUAUUGACCUUUCCUUUUGUGUAAGAUGAGUGAAGAUAGCAGCAAAUCAGUUUCCGAAGAAACCCCGUCUCGCUUUGUGUGAUUUAACCAAUCUUCCAAAGAAGAGAGAUGAUCUGUUUUGAACAUGGUGACAUAGACGUGGAUCAGCAAACUGAUGGUACUAUUAUAAUAAGCAGUGAUACCGAGAUAAGGGAGGUAUUGCCUCAAUGUCAGAAUUUAACAGUGAAGACUUGCUAAAGUCUUGCUCUUGUUCUUUUUGCCUUGUAGCUGCUUCUUGGGCUUACGUAUUAUCUAUGUUGAUUCAAGUAAAGUUAUUGAACUAUGGGAUUUGUUUCAGCUGCUUGUAUCUGGUCGGAUCUUCAUUACCACGAUAUCAAAGGUUGAUUAUCCGGUAAGUCAGUUAUAAACUAUGUAUAAGCCGCAUGCUCAUCAGGACACCUAGUAAGUACUCUUGAUCAAACGCUGUAUGGAUUCAAAUUCUCUUUAAUGUUCGCAGCUCCUCGUGUGAAACUUAUAUAUAUGUAAUAUAUCUUGAUGUAAUGUAUAUAUGCUUAAAAGAAAAGAACUAUGUAUAUGGACAGCUGCUCUUUGUAUUAGUUCUUCCCUCAAACUCUUUGUAUCAAGUGGAAUAUAAGGUUGCAAUUAGUGGUCGGCUCUUGCUGAUAAUCUACAAAGCUUAAACCACUGUUAAAUAACAAAAAUAACAAAUCAUUAACAUUGAUGAGCUACAUAGUCAUUGGUUAUUAGUUAUUACAAAUUACAUAAAUUUCUUGCUUUGACUUGAAAAGUCUAUGUACUUUUGACGUACAUUGCACGUUUGUCAAAUCUGAACGUUGUUAAUAUUGGUGAUGGGCUCUUUAGAAUUUUGUAAACAAUAAGCUGACCCUAUAAAUUUGGCUUAAGGGUUAAUCGACAAAAAAAGCUUAGUAACAUUAGUGAAGGUGAACCCAACACUUUUUGGCUUCUAGUUGUUAAUAAUAUGGAAAUAUUUUCCGCCAUCCCAAAAUAAAUAUUUAAAAUAUCAUUUCAACAAAUUCCAGUAAUAUGGAAAUAUUUAUCACCAAAAAAAUAAUCAUUCUCAUUAAUUAAUAAAAAAGCUUAGAAAAACUAUACAGUUAUGUAUCUGCUACUAUCUAAAUAUUGUGUGUCUCUUUAAGGUUUAAGCUGAUAUGUUUUUAAUUUGCACAUGGAUGCAUCAAUACUGUAGUAUGACUUAUGACUUAAGAAAAUACAUAAAAAUUUGAUUGUAAAUGCAUUGUUUUUUUGUGAAUAGCAAUUUUUCAUAACUUUUAGCCAAUAUAAAUUUAAUAAAUAUCAUUAAUUUUUUAAAAAUUUACAAUUUUUCACUAAAUAAUAUAUUGAAAAGGUAAAAAAUGUAUCUUUUUGAAACAAUUUUUUUUAAGAAAGUAGAUUUUUCUGAAACAGAAGGAGUAUAUUUUUCAAUUUAAUAAAUAUAUAUGCUUGGUUCUUACUCAAUUCACGUUGAGAUACUUUCGACAGACACGUAUACAGUAAUUUGGCUCCCCAUUGUUAGGGCAUUCACCUUUACAAGAGUUCCCAUGUGACACUAGGUGUCGCAUUUAUUUACCUAUAUAAAUUCAUUGGAACACGAGUUAGGCAGAGAUCCCAUCUUUGUAAAGUAUGCGUAAUUUAGUCAAAACAUAAGGAACAUAGUCGCAUAUAAUAAUUAAUAAUCAGGAUGCUCUCAUACAUAUCAAAUCUUCCAAACAUGUUGAAUAUUGCAGGUACACUCUCUUAAUUAAUGUAUGCACAUCAUUAAGGAUAUUAUCUAUAUAAUAAUUAUUUUAUAUUAUGAUUUCAUAAACGUCUAAAACUAUAUUUAUCUAGGAUUCUGGAGCAUAGUCCGUUUACUAUAUAUGUAAGUAAACUAUAGUAUUCCAAAAAGUUAAAAAAGCGAGUGAAUAUUGUCAAUGAUAAAAUGCUCUAGACAGGGUUAUAGAAAAGCUCGACCCUCAAAGCGGGGGCCGGUUCCCAAAACACACACGUGUAACAAAAUUACGGGAGCUCCAGAAAAUAAGACCAGCCCUCUUCUUCAUUCUGACAACAUGCAAGUAUAUAUAUUAAAUAAAAAUUUAUUUAAAUAGAAAAAGGAGAACAAGAAAUAACAGAAAAACCUUCCUCUUUAACUCUUUCAAGGCUUUUGAUUAUGGACAAACCAAUAAUAGUUGUGACAAGCGAAUAGAAUAUCGAUAAACCUCUAGACUCUACAUGAACCUCUUGUAUAAACAAGUCAAUAUUGAAUCUGAGCUCCUUCACGUGAUUCAUUACUAUCGCCAAGAUCCACACAACUGAUAUUGUUUAUACAAUUCAUUAAAAGUUAAAACCUAUUGCAUUUGAUGUAAGCAUCUACAUAUAUAAGUAAACAUGUUAAUAUUUGUUUAGAUUAGUUUCCCUUUCAAAUAAGCCAUUUGUAUAUAUAUAUAACUUUAGAAGACGUAUCUCAUUUAACGUGGUUAGUAAUAUUAUACACAAAGUAUGAGAUUUGUGGUGUGAAGAGUCUUACCGAUCACCAAUAAUUGCGACUUGAAGGCUUAAUCAAAUAAUUUUAUAAAGCUAACAACUAACUAAAUGUUAGCCUAGAGAGCUAAGUGUCAUCCAAUGAAAGUGAUUGAAGAGAAAGCAAAGAGUGGAGUCCAUCUUUCCACGUUCAAAUAAAGCGAGGAAGUGAGUUUAGAUUGACAACACUUUGGAAAUGUCUUGUUGUUUUAUUGUUUUUUCCCUCACCCAUGUGUCCGGUUUUUGUUUUCUUUUGCCCUUUUACUUUUUUGCCUCUUUUUUUUUUUUUUGAAAACUGCCCCUCUAUUUUGUUUUUAAUAACUACUUUUUAACACACUGAUACGAUCAUAUAAGUGGAGUCCAACUUGGCCACUCUUAACUCUUCUCAUCGCCACGUUAGAAUUGGAACUUUAACGUUUGAUUCUGAUGUCGUUUUAAGAGAUUACAAUAUAUCUCUAUUAUUUGCUAAAUUUAGCAAAAUUUAUUUGAAUUCAUUGUUAUACGUAUAUACAUGAAACGGUGAUGGCUUUCUAGUUCUUUCUUUGUAUGAUACUAUCCUUAUCAUGGUAUAUGGUCCAUGUAUGAUCAAAAUGUUUAAGUGUAAUAAAUCUAUGGGUUUCUAGAGUUGUUUUUUUCUGUAGGACAUGGACAAUGAGAAUAGAAUUACAUAAAACAAAAAUUGUGAAUUUGUGAAAUGUCUAAAUCCAAAGUGUUUGAAAACACAUGCAGCCUUACUGUGAAUCUGUGAUAGUUAGUCGCAUUAUACACCCAAAAGCUAUGGACAAAAAGCUUUGACCAUAGUGACCAUCCACUAUUAUUGAUUUGCUAUGACACUAUACGUAUAGUCACGACUCUCUCUCUCGCUCUAUACACAUCUCAGCUUUCACAGACAUUCCGUGCAUGCACCUGAUGAUGCUAUUGCCAUAUAUAUCCAUAGUAUGUAGAUGUAAUCGCAUAUGUCUAUCCAGGCCCGGCCCUGGGCUAAAGUCCAUAAAGCAAAGGCUUUGGGCGCCAAAGUUUAACAAAAGGUUAGGGGCACCAAGUACAACCUUACUCCCUUGGUAUAGUGGUUUUUGUUCCUGGAAUUUAGUCCAUCAGUUGUUCUGUUCGAACAAGUUCUUGCCUAUUUUUUCUUUAUUUUUAUUUUUGUAAUGAUAUGACAAGACAAAUUCUUUUCUUAGGGUAAUGAUAACAAAUGACAUGUGAUCUUUAAGAUACGAUGGAUUUUUAAAAAAUCUUAAUUUCUUCCAUUUCAGAUAGUUUGUUUUUUUUUAAUUAUAUUUCCAUUUUUCCACUCAAUUAUUUUUACUUUAUAUUAUAUAAAGUAUACAAUAUAUAUUUUCUGAAUGAUAUCGGUCAUUAAUUUCGAAAAAAUACGGGCUUGUACAUAGUUAUAUUAAACUUUUUUUUUUGACAAAAGUUAUAUUAAACUUUUACUUAGUUAUAUAAAGUAUACAAUUUCAAAUAAAACUGGAUAAACUAAUAGUUGUUAAUUAUGUUUUAACGAUCUGUUUGUUUUAGUUUUCAAUAUCUUAUUUUGUUAAAAAAAAUCAGUCUUUGCUAAUUUAAUUAUUGUUAUCCACUGGAUAUUUUAUUCUUUUUUAGUAUUUUUAAACUAAAAUCUAUAAAAAUAAACUAUAUUAUAUCAUGUGUGAAUGAGUACAUACUUUCUAAAAAACAAUUAUUCAAAAUUAAUAAAAAAAAAUUAGAAAAUGAAAAUAACCAAUUCAAAAAUACUUUUAUCUUUAUGUAAAUUAUUUUUUUAAAGAAAAUAAAAUUUGAUAAUAUCUUGCAUAAUUUUCUUUUGAAACUAAAUCAAAGAUGCAUAAUUUUUCUUAACAAACUUAAAAUAUAAAAUAAAUAAAUAUAGUUAAAGGGCAUUAUUUUUUAAUGCGCUUUAGGCAUCAUUCAAGUCCGGACCGGCACUGUGUCUAUCUAUCUGUAUCUCCAUUGUCAGAUUCCAAAUACGUAACUACUAAUUCGAGUAGAUAUAGUAAACACUAACGUAGGAAAGUCAGAGAUUGGGCUUGGCAUUACAACGUAUAUUUGCGGAUUAAUUUGCCUAACUCUUUAAUACUUUUUUUUUUUGAACUUAACUUUUUAAUAGUAAGUUGAAUAUUGUGCGGACAACUGGAACACGACGGCAUAGGGUAUUUUAUAGGUUACUUAUAUUUAAAAAUACACUCCAAAUAUGUCACUGAUUCUAGUAGAAACGUUCUUAAUAACGCGACUAAUAUGUGAAGAACGUGAAAGGUUCAUGUUUUACAUCUUAUUACAUCAGGUUGUUCGUUGCUCUAUUGUUGCAUUCGGUUCAUCAAUACAUUUGAACUUUGUAUAAUGAAUGGCAAACGCAUCGAUCCUCUAAAAUUACAUAAAACUUCCUUAUCUAAAAAUGCUUGAUAAGUACCUAUGAAUAUAAUAUAGUAUGAAAAUGCGUAUGUAUGAAUUUUCUAUUUUAGAACCGUUUAUAUGAUCAAAAUCAGUAUAGUUUUUUUCACACUUUAAUUUAGAAAUUAAACAAUAACUUUUUCCAUACAUAAUAAUUUACUUUAAUUUGCAUAUAUAGAUGGGUGACAUUAAAGAUUAAUAUUCAUCUAACUUGUAGAAGUAAAUUGAAAACUUCCUUGAGAAAAAUAUUUAUAUUCUUUAACCUAUCUAUGUAGUACUCCCUCCGUUUCACAAAAAUAAAAAUUUUAGUAUUUUCACACAUAUUAAAAAUACAUUAAAUCACUAUAAUAAAUAUAUAAUUUUUGUAAAUUUUAAUUUUUAAUAAUUUUUAACCAAGAUUAAUUCAAUAAAGUCAACUUUUUGCAUAUAUAGAUGAGUGGCAUUAAAGAUCAAUAUUCAUCUAACUUGUAUAAGUAAAUUGAAAACUUCCUUGAGAAAAAUAUUUAUAUUCUUUAAACUAUCUAGGUAGUACUCCCUCAGUUUCACAAAAAUAAUUUUUUUUAGUAUUUUCUCAUAUAUUAAAAAAUACAUUAAAUCACUAUAAUAAAUAAAUUAUUUUCUGUAAUUUUUAAUUUUUAAUAAUUUUUAACCAAAAGUAAUUCAAUA
Brassica rapa (field mustard) is the source of this 7387-nucleotide messenger RNA. RefSeq names its product protein DOWNSTREAM OF FLC. The record is from RefSeq and is a predicted model, not a curated record. NCBI's taxonomy places the organism in Eukaryota, Viridiplantae, Streptophyta, Magnoliopsida, Brassicales, Brassicaceae.